Propithecus coquereli (Coquerel's sifaka) is the source of this 2236-nucleotide messenger RNA. It is a transcript of the gene ETFDH, whose product is annotated as electron-transferring-flavoprotein dehydrogenase. Gene Ontology annotation, cellular component: mitochondrial inner membrane. Gene Ontology annotation, biological process: electron transport chain. Gene Ontology annotation, molecular function: electron-transferring-flavoprotein dehydrogenase activity; iron-sulfur cluster binding. NCBI's taxonomy places the organism in Eukaryota, Metazoa, Chordata, Mammalia, Primates, Indriidae. Bases 343 to 2049 code for a protein of 568 amino acids. The transcript is spliced from 12 exons. The record is from RefSeq and is a predicted model, not a curated record.
UGCUACGGCAUUCGUGGGCUCCUGUCGCCGCCCUCCGGCCUCCUCACCUCGCCUGGGCGCGCAGGGACUUGGACUCUCUUUUCCUUUUUGUGUUUGGUACAUGACCCGGAAGCCUCUGCUGGCCGUCCGCGUCAUGCAUGGCGCCGGCGCAGAGCGAGAAGGAGGCGGGAACGCCGUGAAGCAAGAGAGGUCGGCUGAGCGGAGAGGCAACCUGCAGUGGAGGAGUUCUUGCUUCCCUGCCGGUGAUGGCGCCCCCCGCUGUCUAGAGGUCUACCGCCCGCGGCGAGCAGCAGACAGUCCUCCUUCCGUUGUGUCCAACCAAGAGUUCUGGUGACUUUGAACAUGUUGGUGCCGCUAGCCAAGCUGUCCUGCCCGGCUUAUCAGUGCUUUCAUGCCUUAAAAAUUAAGAAAAAUUAUCUACCUCUAUGUGCUACAAGAUGGUCUUCAACUUCUCCUGUACCUCGAAUUACUACUCACUAUACUAUUUAUCCCCGGGAUAAGGACAAACGAUGGGAAGGAGUGAACAUGGAAAGGUUUGCAGAAGAAGCAGAUGUAGUAAUCGUAGGUGCAGGCCCUGCAGGGCUCUCUGCAGCUGUUCGUCUAAAGCAGUUGGCUGCUAAACAUGAAAAAGACAUCCGUGUGUGUCUAGUGGAGAAAGCUGCACAAAUAGGAGCUCAUACACUCUCAGGGGCUUGCCUUGAUCCAAGUGCUUUUAAAGAACUCUUCCCAGACUGGAAGGAAAAGGGGGCUCCACUUAACACUCCUGUAACAGAAGACAGAUUUGGAAUUUUGACAGAGAAAUACAGGAUUCCUGUGCCAAUUCUUCCAGGUCUUCCAAUGAACAAUCACGGCAAUUACAUUGUGCGCUUGGGACAUUUAGUAAGCUGGAUGGGAGAACAAGCAGAAGCGCUUGGUGUUGAAGUAUACCCUGGUUAUGCGGCUGCUGAGGUCCUUUUUCAUGAUGAUGGUAGUGUGAAAGGAAUUGCCACUAACGAUGUAGGGAUACAAAAGGAUGGUGCACCAAAGUUAUGGAUUAUUGAUGAAAAGAAGUGGAAACCCGGGAGAGUAGAUCACACUGUUGGCUGGCCCCUGGACAGACAUACUUAUGGAGGCUCUUUCCUUUAUCAUUUAAAUGAAGGUGAACCACUAGUAGCUCUUGGUCUUGUGGUUGGCCUAGACUAUCAAAACCCAUACCUGAGUCCAUUCAGAGAGUUCCAGAGAUGGAAACACCAUCCCAGUAUUCGGCCAACAUUGGAAGGUGGAAAAAGGAUUGCAUAUGGAGCCAGAGCUCUCAAUGAAGGUGGCUUUCAGUCUAUACCAAAACUCACCUUUCCUGGUGGUUUGCUAAUUGGUUGUAGCCCUGGUUUCCUGAAUGUUCCUAAGAUCAAAGGUACCCACACAGCAAUGAAAAGUGGAAUUUUGGCAGCAGAAUCUAUUUUUAAUCAACUAACUAGUGAAAAUCUCCAAUCAAAGACAAUAGGACUCCAUAUAACAGAAUAUGAGGACAAUUUGAAGAAAUCAUGGGUAUGGAAAGAGCUAUAUGCUGUUAGAAACAUAAGACCAUCCUGCCACGGAAUACUGGGUAUGUACGGAGGGAUGAUUUACACUGGAAUAUUUUACUGGAUAUUUAGAGGAAUGGAGCCAUGGACUCUCAAACAUAAAGGUUCUGACUCUGAUCAGCUCAAGGCAGCCAAAGACUGCACACCUAUUGAGUAUCCAAAACCUGAUGGACAGAUCAGUUUUGACCUCUUGUCUUCUGUGGCUCUGAGUGGUACUAAUCAUGAACAUGACCAGCCAGCACAUUUAACCUUAAGGGAUGACAGUAUACCUGUACAUAGAAAUCUAUCAAUAUAUGAUGGGCCCGAACAGCGAUUCUGUCCUGCAGGAGUUUAUGAAUUUGUACCUUUGGAACAAGGUGAUGGAUUUCGGUUACAGAUAAAUGCUCAGAACUGUGUGCAUUGUAAAACGUGUGAUAUUAAAGAUCCAAGUCAGAAUAUUAACUGGGUGGUACCCGAAGGUGGAGGAGGACCUGCUUACAAUGGAAUGUAAACUGAAACUAAUUUCAUUUGCAGGCAUGUUUGAUAGUCAGUGCCUUAAUAAAGUAUGGCAAGCUAACAUUAAAAUGUUUAGAGGUUAACAAGUAUCAGCAUAUCUUACAGCAUAUUAUUGAUCAGAAUGUUCACAAAAUAAUUAGAAAUAAAAAUUUUAUACUGUUUCUAAAAUUGUCCCAUAAAAA